AUGCAGGCCGAAAACUUUCACGCCCGUCCGCACAGCAAGCCCAGCUUUCAGCGUCUGGGCCCGGCCUCGGUCCAUGAGCACAUCUGCUCCAUCCUGGCCUCCCUCCUCCGAAACCUGCGGGCUCAGCAGAGGACAAGGCUGCUCAACAAGUUCACGGAGAACGACAGCGAGAAGGUGGACCGGCUGAUGGAGCUCUAUUUCAAAUACCUGGAUGCCAUGCAGGUGGCCGAUAAGAAGAUCGAAGGGGAAAAGCAUGACAUGGUGCGCCGUGGGGAGAUCAUUGAUGACGACACGGAAGAGGAGUUCUACCUCCGGCGCCUGGACGCCGGCCUCUUCGUGCUGCAGCUCAUCUGCUACAUCAUGGCCGAGAUCAGCAACGCCAGCAUCCCCCAGAUCCGCCAGAGGGUGCAUCAAAUCCUGAACAUGCGCGGAAGCUCCAUCAAGAUCGUCCGGCACAUCAUCAAAG
Protobothrops mucrosquamatus (brown spotted pit viper) is the source of this 466-nucleotide messenger RNA. Its product is annotated as beta-catenin-like protein 1. NCBI's taxonomy places the organism in Eukaryota, Metazoa, Chordata, Lepidosauria, Squamata, Viperidae. The record is from RefSeq and is a predicted model, not a curated record. Gene Ontology annotation, cellular component: spliceosomal complex.